AUGCGCACAUCCCUCCGCCUGCUGGCCGGCGUCAAGCCGGGCCGGUAUCUCCAGAACGGCGCCCAGACGGGUCUCGCAGGCCUCUACACGCACGACACGCCGCGGUCGACGCUUCUGUUCCUGUACUCGACGACACUCGACAAGCUGAAGGCGGCGCCGGAGCAGUCGGUGUACCGGCAGUCGGUCGAGGCCAUCACCAAGCACCGGAUGGCGAUUGUGCAGUCCGUGAAGCCCGAGGGCUACGACGCGUGGCUGGCACGGGCACAGAAGACGGUGGCGGAGAACCCGGAGCACUUUGGCAGCGUGGCGAAGCUGGGCGUGGACGGCGAGGCGACGUGGCGCGUGGAGAAGAACGGCCGCACCUUUAUCAUCCAGGACGUGCCGGACGCCGUGGACCAGCGGCUCAAGGAGUGGGACGGCGAGCAGAAUGAGGGUGCCGAGCGCGAGGGCGUGCGCACGCUGGAGGAGCGUGCGGACCAGGCGCUGUCGGCGUCGCGGCAAUCGCUCGAGGAGGUCUCGUCGGUGACGUGGGAGCCAGAGCCGCAGCUGACGGCGGAUCAGAUCGAGGAAGUUGAGGCCAAGAUCGGCGCCGGCCUGAUCGAGGAGGUCAUCCACGUCGCUGAAGGCGAGGCCAGACUCGUUGACGUGAUGAUCAAGGCCAAGGUCUGGGAGAGCCUAGAGGAGAAGCCCGCCGAGGGUCAGUGGAAGUACUUUGAGCGCAAGUCAUAG
Molecule: messenger RNA, 729 nt
Organism: Sporothrix brasiliensis 5110
Lineage: Eukaryota; Fungi; Ascomycota; Sordariomycetes; Ophiostomatales; Ophiostomataceae
Product: NADH dehydrogenase (ubiquinone) 1 alpha subcomplex 5
Exons: 3
Coding region: 1-729 (242 amino acids)
Biological process (GO): respiratory electron transport chain
Source: RefSeq, a predicted model, not a curated record